Molecule: messenger RNA, 1977 nt
Organism: Amphimedon queenslandica
Lineage: Eukaryota; Metazoa; Porifera; Demospongiae; Haplosclerida; Niphatidae
Exons: 12
Coding region: 322-1977 (551 amino acids)
Biological process (GO): protein dephosphorylation; motor neuron axon guidance
Molecular function (GO): protein binding; protein tyrosine phosphatase activity
Source: RefSeq, a predicted model, not a curated record
AGACAAGAAAUACAAUUAACUCCUGAAUCAAUUCCUGGUGUGAUAUCUGAUCUAAGACAUGGAAAAAACCCAGAUGCAAUUAAUAUUGUAUGGAAUCCUCCUACAAUACCUAAUGGUAUCAUUACAGUAUAUGAGAUAAGAUAUAGAGAGUCUACCAGUACUGGUUCAUACACUAUAACUAACACUACUGACACUAUAUACAGUAUAGUAGGAUUAAUACCUAAUACUAGUUAUACUAUUGGAGUGAGAGCAUAUACUAGUAUUGGACCAGGAGAAUGGACUGAUAGAGAAUAUAUUACUGCUCAAAUAUUUGUCCUUGAAAUGUUUUCUGUAACAAAGCUCAAUUCUACAGCAGUGAGGGCUGAGUGGAAUUUAAUUCUUAGAGCUAGUCAUUAUACUGUCUAUUAUGAGUCAACCAGUAGCUCCUCAAGAAAAAAGAGACAAGUAGAGACAGGAAUGAGAGUAUUCCCAGGUGGUACUACUGAAGGUCUAAUAGGAGGAUUAGAUCCUAAUCUAAACUACUUGUUUUCUAUAUCUAUAUCAUUUACUGUUAAUGGAGUCAUUUAUGAAGGGGAGAGGACUCAACCAAUACAACCAGCUGAUAUACCAACAUCAACAUCAGAUGCUGCUAAUGGAAGCUCAGUUAUUUUCAUAGUUAUUGGGGCAGUUGUGUGCAUACUAGUGUUAAUAGUGACAAUAACCAUCAUUGUAGUAGUUAAUGUAUUAAAAAAAAGAAGAGGCAGUAAUGAUAUUGACAUAGUUUCUAAAAAUACUUCGACAAAUAAACCUGAAGCUACUGUAUACUAUAGUACAUGCAGAAAUAGUAAUAAUGAAGCAGGGUAUGAAGAAAUUGGAUUAGAAAGAAUUGAAGAGGCUACCUACAGUACAGUAAUGAAACCUAAAAAGCCAGUGAUAGAAGAGUUCCCUAGUAAUAUGACAACUGAGGAAGGUUGUCAGGUUCUUUUGAAAGUAAAAGUUAAAGAUACAUCAAAACCAUCUUUCAAUUGGUAUCAUAAUGGAGACCUAGUGACUGAUGAUUAUGCUCAUGAGCUGAGAGGAGAUGGUAGCCUACUGCUAGUGAGUGUUGAGGAGAAACAUAAAGGAACAUAUCGUUUUGUUGCUAACAAUGAUGCUGGAACAGUUAGUCAACAAGUUGUACUCACAGUUGCAGUGGAAGGGGCCAGGAGGAUGCCAAGUAAUGGCACCUCGGCUGUUAAAAGUGGUAAAAACUUAAUACCUGUGAGACAGUUUGGAGAAUUUGUUGCUAAUGGACAUGCUAAAGGGAAUGAGGGAUUUAAGAAUCAAUUUAUGAUGUUGGACAGUGGUGAGAGUGACCACACAGGGACAGCUGGUCUUACUCCAAGCAAUAAACUGUUGAAUCGUUUUGCAAACAUUGUAGUCUCUAGAAACUUCUGGAAGAUGAUUGAUGAUAGAAAUGUGACUGCUAUUGUAAUGCUAUGCCAAGAAAAGGAAAAUGAUCUAGAAGUUUGCUAUCAAUACUGGCCUUCAACAUCAAGUGGAAUAAUACUGGGAGAAUACAAUAUUACUCUACUCAAGGAAAACACAAGUAAUAGAUACAUUGAAAGGAAAUUUGAAGUUAAAAAUACUAAUACUGGUGCUAAGCAAAGUGUAACACAGUUUCAGGUAACAAACUGGGAUUCAACUGGAGAAGUGAAGAAUCCUCAGACUAUUUUAAUGAUAAUAGAAGAAAUGUACAAAACACAAAGGAAGAGAGGAAAUACAAGCAUUGUAGUACACUGCAGUGAUACAGUUGGUCGUUCAGCAAUAUUUUGUGCAGCUGCUACAACAAUUAAUAAAUGUAAAACUGAAGGAGUCAUUGAUGUAUUUCAAGUACUCAAAAGUCAACGUAUUCAAAAACCAGGCAGUGUACAGACUGUUCAACAAUAUCAAGGGAUAUUUCAGAUUGUACUGACAUAUUUGGAUUCAUUUGAGACAUAUUCAAAUUUCACUAAGUAG